Capsicum annuum is the source of this 1041-nucleotide messenger RNA. Its product is annotated as heavy metal-associated isoprenylated plant protein 39. The transcript is spliced from 3 exons. Gene Ontology annotation, molecular function: metal ion binding. The coding region runs from base 355 to 843 and encodes 162 amino acids. NCBI's taxonomy places the organism in Eukaryota, Viridiplantae, Streptophyta, Magnoliopsida, Solanales, Solanaceae. The record is from RefSeq and is a predicted model, not a curated record.
UGAGUCUCACUUGACUUGGGUUUACGUUCCUUCCUUCGCACAUCCCACUUUUCCCAUCGCCUACUGUAUGUAUCUAUCACUCACAGUAUCUUAAAAAAUCUGUCAUAUAAAUACAACCACUUAUUAUCCUCAUUCUACACUUGUGCACCUUCAAACACUUCUCUCUCCCUCUUCUCUUUUUUUUCUCUUCUUGGAUUUGUCUCCUACCCCCUUUCAACAUUAUUCUCUUGCUUCCUCCUCCUCCUCUUUUUUGAGACAAUAAUAUUCUUACAAAAAGUAAAAAAAGCAGGUCUUCAUUUGAUACUUACUAAGAUACACCAACAAAAGCAGAUCCCCAAUUAUCAGCUCUAAAAGAUGAAGAAAGUAGUGCUGAAAUUGGAGUAUUUCGAUGAGAAAAUAAAGCAAAAGGCCAUGAAAAAAGUAUCUGGUCUUGAAGGAGUUGAAUCAAUUUCAAUAGACACAAAGGAGAAGAAAUUAACAAUAACAGGGAACAUAGAUCCAGUGUCACUAGUUUCCAAAUUAAGGAAACUCUGUCACACUGAUAUCCUCUCUGUUGGACCAGCAAAAGAGCCCGAAAAGAAGAAAGAUGAGGGCGGUAAGAAGGAAGAAGGCGGCGGUAAGAAUGACGGAGGCAAAAAAGGCGAUGAUAAAAAGGGCGACGACAAAAAGGGAGGUGAUGAUAAGAAGAAAGAUGGGAAAGAUGAAGCUCCUGUAAUGAGAGCUUUUCCAGCUCCUAUGUUUUAUCACUAUCAACAACCUUAUCAACAUUAUCAACCACCUGUUCCUGCUUAUUAUCACCAACGAAGUGUUGAAGAGGAUCCAAAUUCUUGUGUUAUUUGUUAAGUUCUUUAUGGUGGAUUUAAUUCAUAUAUCCUGUUAGUAUUAUGUACUUAUGUGAGUUCUUGAGAGAUUGUAGAGUAACUAAGAAACAAAUAUAUAUCUUGUACAAAUUUUUGUUUUGUUUACCCACCCCCCUCUCACAUUUUUGUUGUACCUUCAAUAAGGGCAUUUUCGUUCAUUGGAUCAUCUCUUAUUGAUGCA